AUGCUAAGACUCAAUCCAAAUUCAAGAACUGCAGCUUUGGCUGUCUCCAAGAGACUGUUCUCAAACAAUGCUAGAGCCCUUUCUAGUUCCUACCGUACUCCAAACUUCGGUUCUAAUAUCAAGGAAGACAGGAACGCUGACAAGUCAAGAUCAUAUGCUUAUUUCAUGGUCGGUUCUCUAGGGCUGCUCUCCUCCGUCGGUGCUAAAUCUACUGUCGAAACUUUUGUCUCCUCCAUGUCUGCUUCUUCAGAUAUUUUAGCCAUGGCCAAGAUCGAAGUCAACUUGGCUGCCAUUCCGGAAGGUAAGAAUGUCGUUGUCAAAUGGCAAGGUAAACCAGUCUUUAUUAGACACAGAACCUCCGAAGAGAUUAAAGAGGCCAAUGACAUCGACAUUUCCUCGUUGAAAGACCCACAAGCUGACUCAGACAGAGUCCAAAACCCAGAAUGGUUGGUCAUGUUAGGUAUCUGCACACAUUUAGGUUGUGUUCCUAUAGGUGAGAGUGGUGAUUUCGGCGGUUGGUUCUGUCCAUGCCACGGUUCUCACUACGACAUCUCAGGAAGAAUCAGAAAGGGCCCAGCUCCAUUGAACUUGGAGAUCCCAAAGUAUGCGUUCGACGGUGAAAAGGUCAUUGUCGGUUGA
Messenger RNA from Tetrapisispora phaffii CBS 4417, 639 nucleotides. It is a transcript of the gene RIP1, whose product is annotated as ubiquinol--cytochrome-c reductase catalytic subunit RIP1. Gene Ontology annotation, biological process: mitochondrial electron transport, ubiquinol to cytochrome c. Gene Ontology annotation, cellular component: membrane. Lineage: Eukaryota; Fungi; Ascomycota; Saccharomycetes; Saccharomycetales; Saccharomycetaceae. The record is from RefSeq and is a predicted model, not a curated record. The transcript has a single exon. Gene Ontology annotation, molecular function: 2 iron, 2 sulfur cluster binding; quinol-cytochrome-c reductase activity. Bases 1 to 639 code for a protein of 212 amino acids.